AUGGAUAUACUUCCAACUAAUGUUUCAUCAUUUAGAAAAGCAGCAUAUUGGAACCAGUUUUAUAGUAACCCAAAGCUAGAAAACUUUGAAUGGUAUACAGACAUUAAAAAAAUACUCCCAACUUUCCAUAAAUGUAUAUUAGAAAGAGAUGUUAGUUCUAAAAAUGAACGAAAACAAAAUUUCAAGGAUUCUAUAGUUGUCAACGUAGGCUGUGGGAAUUCUAAAGUUUCGGAAGUACUCAUAGAAGAUGGGUUCAAGAUUGUGUAUAACCUGGAUUUCUCACAACAAGUAUUGGAUGAGAUGAAGGCGAAGAGUAAAGGUAAGGAGUUUUAUUUGAACGUGGAUGUUUCCAAAAAGGAAUACGUGGAUUUCGGAGUUAUGCUGAAUAAAAAGUACCCAAACGUACCCAAAAUCAUAGUGGAUAAGGCUUUUAUGGAUGCAUUCAUAUCAAUAGAUGAUGGAGAGUCGAAAGAGCUGAUAAAAUCGAGAUCGAAAGUUUAUUUGGAAAGUACACUGAAUAUGAUGAAGUCCGACGAUAUUUUCAUAAUAAUCUCAGUAUCGCAGGACCAUGUUGUAAGUGAGCUGAUAAGAAACAUGCUGAUGAAGAACCUGUUCAUAGAUAUUUACCCACUGUUUGGUGAAUCUGACAGAAAGGCACAUAUGAUCCAGUUCAUAUAUGCAAUAUACAAGUUUGAUAAAGGAAGUCAGAUUGAAAGGAAACAGUGCAAGAUUGUAGAUAUGCCAAAUAUGCCGUGUGAAUACUUCGAAUUAGGACAGCUAUUAAAAAAGGUAAAAAUGGCGAAAACUACACUUUACCUGGGACCGACCAUUAAGAAACACACUCCAGGAAGACGACUUACAUUUGAUAUCUUCCCAAGUAACCAAAGCGAAACCUGCUUCACGGUUGUGGUUUACGACUCUACUAUAAAGAAUAAACUCAAUAACGCAUGUAUUAUAGUUCCAACGGGUCAUGAGCACUUGUGGUUGUAUUCGUCAGUGGACGGGAACCAGGAGCUUUCAAAAAGCGCUAACGCGAGUAGGAUCCUGCUAAUCUGGCUCAAGUACGUAAAGAACAUAUCAAACUUGCUAAAAACUAGCCCGCUGGACGCAUACAGUGACGACCAGGUCAUGGAAUACAUUAAGGGUAAUCUAAGUGAGGCUCUAGAUAACUUCUCAUUGGAGUCGUCAAAGGGUGUUACAAUAAUGAAGGUGGGUGAGUCGUGUAAAAUCAGAAGAUGGGUCUGUGAAGUCCAAUCUAAAUAUUGUGGGAAAAUUAUAGUUCGUGAUCUUUAUAAUGAAGACGAUAAGAAGAAUGGGAGGCAGCUAUACUCUAGACAGAUGAUCUUCUCUUCAAACCCACAAGUUAUACAGUCUGAAAUCACAUAUUACGAAGAAGAUUCGAAACAAAUAUUCCUUUUCAACCACUUUAACAACGAAUAUCACAUCGCGAUAUCACUUUCAAUGGCAUUUCUCAAGUCUAGGGAGACUGUUUUAAUUCUGGGUGGAGGCACGGGUGUUCUGACUAAAAUUCUGUGUGAUUUGGUGGAUAAUAAUCUAGAAGUUGUGGAACUAGACGAGGCGGUUCUAGAAGUCGGGGAGAAACACUUUGGAUACACGCCUGAAAAUGUUAUGGAUUUUAAAGAUUCACUCGAUUCUGAAUUUUUGAGGAAUAAUUCGAGAGUUCUACACAUUAAAGGAGAUGCAUUGGACUUUGUGCUCAAGACUCCAAGAAGAUAUUCCGCUGUGAUUUUGGAUAUAAACAACACAGAAGAUUCAGGAGAGGAAAAUAAUUUAAAAUCCGGGACACUGAUGUCGCCUAACCCAUUGUUCCUAGAAGAUGAAGUAUUGGAUCGAAUGAGUGAGAUUUUGCGUGAAAAUCAGGGAAUUUUUGUGUUAAAUAUGCUAACAAGGUGUAAGGAAACAAGAAAGGCAAUAUUGGAAAAGUUUCAGAGAGUGUUUAAGUUCAUAGGAAUCAUAAAGAUGGAAACGGACAUAAAUGAGGUUUUGGUCUGCUCAUCGAAUACACCGACAGAUGGUGUGGAAGAAAUAUAUCAAUUUGUAAGAUUUAUUUGA
Molecule: messenger RNA, 2073 nt
Organism: Theileria annulata
Lineage: Eukaryota; Apicomplexa; Aconoidasida; Piroplasmida; Theileriidae
Exons: 7
Coding region: 1-2073 (690 amino acids)
Source: RefSeq, a predicted model, not a curated record